Messenger RNA from Chara braunii, 2192 nucleotides. The record is from the annotation of a GenBank genome assembly. NCBI's taxonomy places the organism in Eukaryota, Viridiplantae, Streptophyta, Charophyceae, Charales, Characeae.
UCGCGACGUGAUCGGGUUAAGGUAGAGGGCAGCCAAGGGUUUCUGAAGGGGUCGGGUGUGUGGUCAUUGCGCCACUUUCCUAAAAAGGAAAGGAUCCUAGCUCAUGUGGUUUUUGAAAAAAAAUGGGUUUAAAGGAAGGCGCACGUGUCAGGGGUUGCCACCUGGACGAUGGAGGUGUAAGUGCCGCCCUUCAGCGUGAGAAGGGAGCAGCAGCAGCAGCAGCAGCAGGAGGAGGAGGAGGGGGAGGAGGAGGAGGAGGAGGAGGAGGAAUGAUCACACAGGGAAAGAGAAGAGAGAGCGGCGCCAUCUUCAGAAACCUAGCAGGAGCUAACAUCCCGCGUCCGGAGAAGCCCAAUCCCAAUCCCAAUGCCAAUCCCAAUCCCAAUCUCAAUCUCAAUCCCAAUCCCGAUCCCGAUCCCAAUCCCCGCCCAGGAGGCCAUGCAAGUGCGCAAGAGGAGGAGUUAUGGGCCCUCAGGAAGGAAUGCGGGCUUCUCCGGGCCAUGGCCGAGGAAAGAGAGCGGGAGCUGUCCACACUGAGGCCUCUUGUCGAAGCAUUGGCGCGCAGCGAUUCAGAGACAGUAGACGUGCGAGAUGCCAAGAUUGUCGAGCUGUCCAAGAAGAAUCGGACACUGAACCUCUCGUUCGAGAGGGAGCGGACGCGGGCGGACAAGCUCAAGGCCCAAGUGCAGGCAUUGCAGCGCCAGCUGGCCGAUGAGAAGGAGAACGUGGCUGGAUUGAUUACUGCAGUGGCACAAGAAGGAGAAGGAGGAGGAGGAGGAGGAGGGGGAGGAGGAAGAAGGAGCGUGAUUAUGACUGUGGAACAACAGGAAGGUCUGCAUAAAGCCGCCGCGGAGUGGAGGGAGAAGUUCUCUCAGUCUGAGAGUCGAUUAGCUGAGGCUCAGGCGGGGCUGCUGCAAGCCCGGGUGGAGGUGGGGAGACUGCAGAGAGCCCUCCAGAAGGAGGUGGGUGAUGAUACCCCCCUAGUAAAGGUGCUUGAUGAGGGCGCAGACCCCCCUUGGAGGGGGCGGGCGCAGCAGAUCAGCUUGUUGAAAGACAAGCUCAGAGAGCUCAAGCUCAAGCUCAAAGAGGCCAGAACUCUCUUCCCUUCCCCGCCGCCCGGUUCGACGGGCAUCACGAUGGGGAGCAGCAGCCCAUUCACCUCCUCCUCCUCCUCCUCCUCCUCCUCCUCCCUCUCCUCCUCUUUUCUUCUGGAAGAUUGCAGCAACAACGGUCAGUGUCAGUCCAGCUUGGGCGAUGAGGAUCGAGGGCUGACGGCAAUGCCUCCUCCGCCUCCGACUGGGAUCCCGACUUCGUUUGAUGAACUGCAUAGGUCUCAUCUGGAGGCGAUGGACAAGUCGAGGAGAAAGAACUUCGAUGCCGUAGUGACGGAAGCGGCGGUAAUGCGCGCCGAGCUGAGCACGGUCAGGCAGAAACACGAGGGUGCGCUUGCACGCAAGGCGGUGCUGGAGGCGGAGGUGCGGAAGCUCAAGGAGAAGACGUUGGUUCUUCUUAACAAGACGGAGAAUGAUGAUCGUUUGAUUGCCCUGCUGAGGGCGGAGAUUGAGAAGAAAGCCAAUGCCGCUGCUGCAGCAGCAGCAGCAGCAACAGCAGCAGCAGGAGGAGGAGGAGGAGGAGGAGGAGGAACGCAGAUGAUGUGCUCGACGUGUCAGGUCAGAGAGCAGACGCGAGUUGCUGCCGAUGCCAAGCUGGCUGCAGCAUACAGCGAACUUAGACACAAAUGCCGUAUGCAGGAGAAGGAGAUACAGAGGAAAGAGAGGACGAUUCAAGCCUUGGUGAUGAAAACAACUGGCAGUUGCGUUUCAGCUAAUCCUGGUUCAAAAGGGGAGGAGGAGGAGGAGGAGGAGGAGGAGGAGACAUGCCCGCCGUAGCUAUGAACUUCAAAUUUGAGUUGCAGCCAAUCAUGGCUCGAAGGAGGAGGAGGAGGAGGAGGAGGAGGGGGAGGAGGAGAAGGAGGAGGGUGAGGAGAAGGAGGAGGAGGAGGAGGAGGAGGAGGAGGAGGAGCCAUGCCCGCCAUAGCUAUGCAGCCAAUCAUGGCUCGAAGAAGGGGGAAGAGGAGGAUGAGGAUGAGGAGGAGGAAGAGGAGGAGGAGGAGGAGGAGGAGGAGGAGGAAGANGAGGAGGAGGAGGAGGAGGAGGAGGAGGAGGAGGAGGCGUGCCCACCAUAUCCAUGAG